This is a messenger RNA of Otolemur garnettii (small-eared galago), 642 nucleotides long. Its product is annotated as C-type lectin domain family 4 member D. The record is from RefSeq and is a predicted model, not a curated record. Bases 1 to 642 code for a protein of 213 amino acids. The transcript has 6 exons. NCBI's taxonomy places the organism in Eukaryota, Metazoa, Chordata, Mammalia, Primates, Galagidae.
AUGGGGCUAGAAGAAUCUCAAAGUAAACUUGAAGGAGGUGAGCCUUCCCAGCUGAUACCUUGGGCUGUUGCUAUUGUUUGCAUUUCACUUCUUGGGGCCUGUUUUAUUGCUAGUUGUCUGGUAACUUAUCACAACUUUCUACAUUGUAAGGGAGGCACCAGAAUGCACAAGUUACUCGAAUACCAUACAAAGCUAACAUGCAUCAGAGAGACUUCAGAAUUGAAAGGGAGCAUCUGGAAUUGCUGUCCUGUUGGCUGGAGAGCCUUCCAGUCUCACUGUUAUCUUCCUCUCAAUGAUAACAAUAUGUGGGCUGAGAGCGAAAGAAACUGUUCAGGGAUGGGGGCUCAUCUGGUGACCAUCAGCACAGAAGCCGAGGAGAACUUUGUUAUUCAGUUUUUGGAUAGACGGUUUUCGUAUUUCCUGGGACUUACAGAUGAGAACACUGAAGGUCAGUGGCGCUGGGUGGACCAGACACCAUUUAACCAGCACAUGGUGUUCUGGCAUAAGAAUGAACCCAACAACUAUGAGGAAGAAAACUGUGCUGUUCUUGUUUAUGCAGAUGAUAAAUGGUCCUGGAAUGAUAUUUCUUGUAACUAUGAAAGAGGUAGAAUUUGUAAGACAUCUGGAAUAGCAUUCAACUAG